AUGCCAGUUCUUCCCUCCACUCUUGACCACCAACUGUCCAACCUCUCGACCUCUGAGGAGGUCGAAGAAAAGCAACCGCUAGCUGAAGUCUCAGUCAUUGAUGAUUCCUUUGACGAAUCCUCGCAAGAUUCUUCCACCCAUGGUGCCAUGGUCACACCAAGAUUCAAAAAGACAGACCACAAACUCAAGGAGGAACAAGGACUCUUUGCGGACGAACCACUCUUGAAGGAGAAUCCUCAUCGCUUUGUCAUCUUUCCCAUUCAAGACAAUGAUUUGUGGGAAAUGUACAAGAAGGCAGAAGCAUCCUUUUGGACUUCGGAAGAGAUUGACUUGGGUUCCGACAUGGUAGACUGGGUCAAACUUUCCGACAAUGAACGUCAUUUCAUCUCGCACGUCUUGGCCUUUUUUGCUGCCAGCGAUGGAAUUGUCAAUGAAAACUUGGCACAGAAUUUCAUGACGGAGAUUCAAUCUGCAGAAGCCCGUUGCUUUUAUGGAUUCCAGAUUGCGGUCGAGAAUAUCCACUCGGAAACCUACUCUCUUUUGAUUGAUACUUACAUCAAGGACCAAAAGGAGAAGAUGCAUCUCUUGCACGCCAUUGAUACAGUUCCAUGUGUCCAAAAGAAGGCUGCUUGGGCGCUGCAAUGGUGCAACCAGGAUUACGCUAGUUUUGCGGAACGUUGCGUUGCCUUUUGCGCCGUUGAAGGAAUCUUCUUUUCGGGUUCCUUUUGCGCCAUCUUUUGGUUGAAGAAGCGUGGUCUCAUGCCUGGCCUUUCCUUUUCCAACGAACUUAUCAGCCGUGAUGAGGGACUUCAUUGCGAUUUUGCUUGCAUGCUGUACAAGAAGCUAAUCCACCAACUUCCAGAAGAACGUAUUGUCGAAAUUAUCAAGUCUGCGGUCGAUAUUGAAAUGGAAUUCGUCAGUGAUGCUCUUCCCGUCGAGUUGAUUGGAAUGAACUCGACUCUCAUGACCGAGUACAUCAAGUUUUGCGCAGAUCGUCUUCUUGGUUCUCUUGGAUGCGCUCGCCACUACAAUACCAAGAAUCCUUUCGAGUGGAUGGAAAGCAUCUCACUUCAAGGCAAGACCAACUUUUUCGAAAAACGUGUUGGGGAGUACGCCAAGUCUGGGGUAGGAGUUGAGAACAAUCACUGCUUCGAUCUUGACGCUGACUUUUAA
Molecule: messenger RNA, 1173 nt
Organism: Cylindrotheca closterium
Lineage: Eukaryota; Bacillariophyta; Bacillariophyceae; Bacillariales; Bacillariaceae
Source: the annotation of a GenBank genome assembly